GGCCCUCGCAGGCCCAUGGCGGCGGCCGCGGCGCUCCCGGGCGCGGGCGGGCCUCCCGCGGGCGGCGGGGCCGGGGGCGGCGGGGGCGCGGGCGGCGGGUCCCCGCCGGGCGGCUGGGCCGUGGCGCGCCUCGAGGGCCGCGAGUUCGAGUACCUGAUGAAGAAGCGCUCGGUGACCAUCGGGCGCAACUCGUCGCAGGGCUCGGUGGACGUGAGCAUGGGCCACUCGAGCUUCAUCUCGCGGCGCCACCUCGAGAUCUUCACGCCCCCGGGCGGCGGCGGCCAUGGCGGGGCGGCCCCGGAGCCGUCCGCGCAGCCCGGGCCCGACACCGGCGGCGACUUCUACCUGCGCUGCCUCGGCAAGAACGGCGUGUUCGUGGACGGCGUGUUCCAGAGGCGCGGGGCGCCGCCGCUGCAGCUGCCGCGCGUGUGCACGUUUAGGUUCCCAAGCACAAACAUCAAGAUCACGUUCACUGCCCUGUCCAGUGAGAAGAGGGAGAAGCAGGAGGCUCCUGAGUCCCCAGUGAAGCCCGUGCAGGCCCACAUCUCGCCCCUGACCAUCAACAUUCCAGACACCAUGGCCCACCUCAUCAGCCCCCUUCCCUCCCCCACAGGAACCAUCAGUGCUGCAAACUCCUGCCCAUCCAGCCCCCGGGGAGCAGGGUCUUCGGGGUACAAAAUGGGCCGUGUGAUACCAGCUGACCUCAAUUUAAUGGCCGACAACUCCCAGCCAGAAAAUGAAAAGGAAGCUUCUGGUGGAGACAGCCCAAAGGAUGAUUCAAAGCCACCUUAUUCCUAUGCACAAUUAAUUGUACAAGCAAUUACAAUGGCUCCUGACAAACAACUCACUCUAAAUGGGAUUUAUACUCACAUCACUAAAAAUUACCCAUACUACAGGACUGCGGACAAGGGCUGGCAGAAUUCAAUUCGCCACAAUCUCUCUCUGAAUCGGUAUUUCAUCAAAGUACCACGUUCCCAGGAAGAACCAGGCAAAGGCUCAUUCUGGAGGAUAGACCCUGCCUCUGAAAGCAAAUUAAUAGAGCAGGCUUUUAGGAAAAGACGGCCUAGGGGCGUGCCUUGCUUUAGAACCCCUCUGGGACCGCUCUCGUCUAGAAGUGCCCCAGCCUCUCCCAAUCACGCUGGAGUGCUGUCUGCUCACUCCAGUGGUGCCCAGACCCCCGAGAGCCUGUCGAGGGAAGGUUCCCCGGCCCCCCUGGAGCCGGAGCCCAGCGCGUCACAGCCCAAACUGGCCGUCAUCCAGGAGGCACGGUUUGCUCAGAGUGCACCAGGCUCUCCCCUGUCUAGUCAGCCUGUUUUAAUCGCCGUGCAGCGGCAGCUGCCGCCGACGAUCAAGCCUGUCACCUACACGGUCGCCGCCCCCGUGACCACCGCGACCUCCCAGCAGCCUGUCGUGCAGACGGUGCACGUCGUCCACCAGAUCCCCGCGGUGUCCGUCACCGGCGUGGCCGGCCUCGCCCCGGCCAGCACGUACACUGUUGCCGGCCAGGCCGUGGUCACGCAGGCGGCCGUGCUGGCCCCUCCUAAGGCAGAGCCGCAAGAGAAUGGAGACCACAAAGAAGUCAAAGUAAAAGUGGAGCCUAUUCCUGCGAUUAGCCAUGCCACGCUGGGCGCCGCUAGCCGGAUCAUACAGACGCCACAGACCACCCCCGUGCAGACGGUCACCAUCGUGCAGCAGGCUCCUCUGGGUCAGCACCAGCUACCAAUAAAAACUGUGACGCAGAACGGGACUCAUGUGGUGCCAGUCCCUGCCGCCGUCCACGGCCAGGUGAACAACGCAGGGGCGAGUCCUCUGCACAUGCUGGCAACACACGCAUCGGCGUCCGCCUCCCUGCCCACAAAGCGCCAGAACGGCGACCAGUCGGAGCAGCCGGAGCUGAAGCGGGUCAAGACGGAAGACGGCGAGAGCAUCGUCAUCGCGCUGAGUGUGGACACGCCGCCGACGGCCGGCAGGGAGAAGGGUGUCCAGAACUAGCGACUGGGACAGCUUUUCUUACUUUAAUAUCAACUCUGUGGUGCCAAAAGGAGACACUGCCUCUCACCGACGCUCGGAACGCCGUCUCGGUGGGUAGAGGGCCCUGCGGUUGGACUUCACCUCAGCACUGAAAACACAAAACCCAGGUGGCCUUACGCUCCUUAAAGACAGAAGUCACACCUGAACAAAACCACAUGCAACAGAGCCUGGUUCCGGCAGCGUCUCCCCGCCGCGGGCUCAGCUGGUGACUCCGGAUCAGAGGCGCGAGGUCCUGGUUGAGCCCGUGCCUGGGGCAGGCGGAGCUGCCGGGACAGGGCGGGCGCCGUCCCCGCUGCCCUCCCAGGACGCUUGGGGCUGGCGCUUGCAGAUGAGACCGUGUUUUGUUGUCCACAUGUGGAAUUAGAGUAUUUUGAGGUGUACUUUCUUUACGAAAUGAUGGGGUCUUUGACAUUUCACAUCACUCCAUUUCUACUCUGGAAAUUUUGGAAUCACACAGGACUUUUUGUGUUGAUUUCAUUUGGGGAAAAGAAACAAUGUAGUUUUGUUUUUGUUGUUUGUUUUCGGCCUAUGGAAUGAUUUCCUUUUGUCUAUCCUGUUAACGUUCAGAUGGAGCUGCUUGAGGACAUCUGCAGGUUUUCCGUGUUAGAGCAGGUGCCGAUGCGUUUAGGAUGGACAGACAGACUGACUGGACAGACGGAUGCCCAUGCUGGGCUGCAUGUAGCCAUGACCGAAAGAACUGCCGGACUCUCCGAGCUGCACUUACCUGGUUCUCUUUCCUGCUACUUUCUGUUGUUUGUUUCUUUGUGUUGACUUUGUCCCGGCAUAAUUUUCCACUCUAAGUAAAACAAGCCUCCUAAGUGUUGUGUGUGUUUCAAACGACAGAACUGUUCCUCCUUCAUUUGGAAAAAAGAUUCCGUCUUCUUCCACAUACCCUUUGCAGACAAGUGUCAUAGGUCUCUCUGUGGCACGUGCCUAGUCACGGUCACCGGCUCGAGGCACAGAGCCAUCGUCCGACCAGCCGUCCACCCGGUGACGCUGCCAUCUGCCCGGCACGCGGGGAGCAGCAGGUGCGGGGUGGAGGAGAGGCUGCGUGUUAACACGAGGGCCUUGGAAACAUCCAGGUCCUUCUCUGAUUUGUGACAGGAAAUCCCCCUCAGCCUUUCAGAACUGAAGCAGUCCUAAAGCUGACUUCUCUCCUACAAGACACAAAAGUGAGAUGAAACAAAGGUGAGUGAAUGAGCAGUAAGGGGCCCCCUCCCCGCCCCCCCCCCCCCCAACCCGCCCGGCCUCCGUCACGCUGCCCCUGAACAAAACCCUUGGCCUUUCCAGAGCGUCCUGAGGGGGUCAGGGCUGAGCAGCCGUGCAACUAGAAGAGGGCUUUGGCCUUAUUGUGAACUUUUAAAUGUCAUCAUCAUCAUGUUAUUUAUUUAAAUGUAGUUAUUUUGGUAUUUAAUUUUUUUUUUAAAGAGAGGGAAAACCCUGUAUUUUCCUGGUGGAAUGAAACGGCUCAGAGUGGUAUAUUUAGGCAAUUUUAAAACCUUAUUUACCUACAGACCAAAUAUGAUAAAUUUGUUCUAAGUAUUGUGUGUUAACCCACAGUACGGAGCUGUCACAAUGUUAUUGCAGAUAAUGCGUAUGAAAAAUAAUGAAAUUACUGCACACUAGCUGGAUUUAUAACUCAGCCAUUAAAGAAAAAUAAAAAUGAAACCAUCAUGUGAAUGAGGCCCCACGUGUGUGACAGUGGCAGGUAACUUGCAGGCUGGAGCCCGGAUGGGUCAGAGUGCCUCAGGGCAGCAGUCUGCAUCUUCCAGGCACUUUACAGACAACCUUGGAAUGUAUGGUUUUUGUCUUUUUACUCAGAAGGUUUGCGAUUUGCAAAAUAACGCCGAUUGCAUAAUGUCCUGCGUAGGGUCAGGUCGCUCCGCUGAGUGGUCCAGACCUGCCAGUCAUGACUCCCGUGGGCUCUGACUGAGCUCUGGGCAGGUGAAUGGUCGAGGCCGCCCCAGCGCGAACACGGACUUGGCCAGUGCAUCGUGUGUCCGCCUGGAGCCGUGUCUCCACAGCAGUGUACCUGUCACCGUCCAGAAAGACUGGGGUAGUUCUCCCAAAGUAAGCCCAGUCCAUCAGUUGGUUAUUUCUGAGCCUAAAACAGAGACUUUGUGGGUCUGGAGGGACUUUUGCUGGGAUUAUAGACUUUAAAAAAAGUACCCAGCUCUCAAAUAUUUUUGCUGUAAAGCAGCUGGCGUGUGCCUUUUUCAGAGGGCUUGGGGGCCUCUUCCUUGUCUUGUUCAGUUGGCUGAUUGAUUGGCACAUGGAAAUUUAAGACUAUCAAGGAGAAGGCAGAAAAACAACAUGGAUUAGCAAAUAGUCGUAUCCCGGGCACUUAAAAACCGUUUGCAGUUUAGCUCUGAAUUCCCAGGAGCCCUCAAAACAUCCACGGCCACUGAGCUCGCGUCCCUGCCUGACUCCUGGUGCCCCCUCAACAGACGUGUUGCUCCGAACUAAUCCCCAGCUGUUCACUGGAAGUUCCUAAAUGUCUUACUUCAGGACGUUUCUGCUUUGACCUUUGCCAGACUUCUGAGCUCCCCAAGGAACUAGAAACUUCAUUUGAACAGCUUUGCCCCAAACCAAACAGAAAUACGAAAGAGAAGCUCACAUGUGAGCCACGUGGCGCGGUGUGUCUGGGCAUGACUUGGGAUCCCUCCUACUCUGGCAUCCUUAAGAGUCUCCACGUGGACAGCUGAGCUCCUUAAAGACACCACUCCCUUCACCAUCCUCCCUUAGAACAGCAGCAUAGACCCUGAGUCGGGCGGGGCAGCCCCAGGACUUAGGAUUUCCAAGCUAUGUGACACAAGGAGAUCAGUGACAGUCUUCAAGUCCUAACCUCCACAGUUCUAGAAAGCAUAGUGGUGAUUUGUGUGCAAAGAUUUUAAAUUUUAAAACUACCAAGUUCCUGAAAUUCAAUAAAAUAUUUUUACUAAUUUUAA
Messenger RNA from Leopardus geoffroyi (Geoffroy's cat), 4979 nucleotides. It is a transcript of the gene FOXK2, whose product is annotated as forkhead box K2. Gene Ontology annotation, biological process: regulation of transcription by RNA polymerase II. The transcript has 9 exons. NCBI's taxonomy places the organism in Eukaryota, Metazoa, Chordata, Mammalia, Carnivora, Felidae. Gene Ontology annotation, molecular function: RNA polymerase II cis-regulatory region sequence-specific DNA binding; DNA-binding transcription factor activity, RNA polymerase II-specific; protein binding. The record is from RefSeq and is a predicted model, not a curated record. The coding region runs from base 16 to 1992 and encodes 658 amino acids.